Messenger RNA from Ixodes scapularis (black-legged tick), 1299 nucleotides. RefSeq lists its product as uncharacterized. The transcript is spliced from 8 exons. The record is from RefSeq and is a predicted model, not a curated record. Bases 40 to 1239 code for a protein of 399 amino acids. Lineage: Eukaryota; Metazoa; Arthropoda; Arachnida; Ixodida; Ixodidae.
GCGACUACCUUCAGGGUGCUCGAGUCACUCAACAUUGCGAUGAUCACGGAGCGCAUGUACUACUACUACCAGAGUGGUUACCUGCUGCCUGUGGUGAAGCAGGUGUACGAACGACGCAACAGCGAGCUCUUGGAAGAACUACGAGGCAAGAACCUUGAUCUGGCUGGCGAUGGCCGCUGCGACUCUCCGGGGUUCAGCGCCAAGUACUGCACAUACACCUUCCAUGAGGCGAGCACCAAGAAGCUGAUCCACAUUGAGCAAGUGCAAGUUCGUGAGACAGCUGAAGUGCCCUCGAGCAACGCCAUGGAGAAGGUGGCCUUCCUCCGCGGCCUUGCCAAGCUCAAGGAUCAAGGCUUCACCAUUGCCUCUUUCAUGUCAGACCGCCACCCAGGUGUGGAGUGCCACAUGAGGACCAUGGAGAGUGGCACAAAGCACUACUUCGACACGUGGCACAUCUCCAAAGGCGUGAAGAAGAAGCUCCUCGCAGCAAGCCGGAGUGGCCCUUGCAAGGAUCUGGAGGUGUGGGUGCAGCCGGUAAACAACCACCUGUACCACUGUGCUGCACUGGGGGAAGGAAAUGGCCCACUCAUGGUAAGCAUGUGGAUGAGCCUCCUCAACCACGUGGUCAACAAGCAUGACGGCCACGACGGACCCUACCACGAGUGCCUGCACCAGCCGCUCUCCGAUCGCGCUUGGCUAGCUGUCGGUACACCAGCUUACGAAAAGCUCAGGAGUAUCGUUGCAAGCCCGCGGCUUCUCAAGGAUAUCCAGCACCUGUCCCCCGGAACUCAGACGUACUACGUGGAAGCCUUCAACAGCCUGCUGCUAGGGUUCGCCUCCAAAUCUCGGGUUUUUUCACCAGAAGGGAUGGAAGCAAGGACCUUGGUGGCUGUGCUUCAUUUCAACGAAAAUGUCGGGCGUGAGCAAGCCACAACCAGGGAAGGGGAGCUUUGCUUCAAGAUCGCAACACCCAGAUCACGGAAGGGCCACUCAACGGCACGCCCGAAGCCAGCCGACGCAACUUUUCAGUACCGUGACGAGCUCCUGGACGAGUUAAUGGUCUGCCUGGGGAAAUGGCCCACCUUGAAGGAGGCCGUCGCUGCGAAUCCGCCGGACCAUCCGCCGCCCAUGUGUGCCAGCUAUCCAAGGCCCCCCAAGAGCGAGCUGAUCGUGGCAAGACGAACCCGGUUUGCCUCUCAUGCCGGGUAUGUUCACACGAGUAGUGAACAUUUCUGGUAGCGUGGCUGCUUGAUUAACAGCAAAAAUAUAACAAAAGCGUAGCCCCCCCUUCAUCGAAGU